CGUUUGUUAGAACUGGAAGGCAAUGAGCGACCGCAUCAUUGCAAGCCAACGCUGUGUCAUGGUGAACGGUAUUUGCCUUGAAAUGCAUCCAAUUAUAUCAUAUAUUGAUUUAUUGUAACAACACCCGUGUGAAUUAUCUGUCUCCCUGCGAGCUCAUGACCGUAGCAGCAUGGCCCAGCACUAGCGGAGUGUGGGACAACAGAAAUGCCCCUGAAGAUAAACCUGUCCAGCGCUCCAAAUCCUUCAGCUUCAAGACGCCGAGGGAGGUGUGCUCGUCAUGUGAGAAGACAGUCUACCCCAUGGAGAGAUUGGUGGCUAACAACCUGAUAUUCCACUCUGCCUGUUUCUGCUGCAAACACUGCAACACCAAACUCAGCCUGGGCACAUUUGCUGCCCUCUCGGGUGAUUUCUACUGCAAGCCACACUACCAGCAACUCUUCAAGAGCAAAGGAAACUAUGACGAGGGCUUUGGCCGCAAGCAGCACAAGGAGCUUUGGACCGCCAAGGAGGGAGAGAACAUAACAAAGACUGCGUAGCCACGCCUGCCUGUCUGUGUCCCAUCCAUUCUCCCACGGGAAAGGCUAUACGGACACUCCUGACCUGCAAACCGACAUUUAAUUUCAGAAUUGGUUGAGGUCAGGGUUAGUUUUGGGUAGUUGUUUUGCAGGUCAUCAGUAUCCUUAAUAGUAUCUCCCUUCUCACCCCCAAACCCUCUUCUCCAUCUCCAACACGUCGUAAAGAGCAUGUGUCAUAUGAGGGGUGCACUCAGCGCUCUUGUGCGCUCUCUCUCCACACCAUGGAAGACCCACUAUGACUGGCCAGUCACGCCCCCUGUUGCUUAACAUUUUAUUUAGUGGGGUGUUUAUUCCUUUAAUUUGGUUUUAGUAAAAAUACAGAUUUUUAUGUUUUAUUUCUCUUUGAAAUUGUUUGUUGAUUGUGACCAAACUGCUUCUUCACAAACCAGUGGUACGUUUUUGCUGGCUUUUUGAGGACAACAUUAUUGUUUCCUUGUUUAUUUUUCUGAAAAAUGUGCACCCUUUUGAUGCAACAGGUGUAAGGACCAUAUGCGAAGAUAAACAUAUGGUUAGAGAAGCUAGAGGUCACUGUAAGCUGUAGAGCAUACUCUCAGGUCAAACAUACUGAGCUAGAUUGAUUUAGCAAGUUUGUAUUAUUUUAUGACCUCUUUUAGUUCCAUAUAGUCAAUUAAAUCUAAUAACAAUUUUAAAGACCAGUCCUCUGCAGUGCAGUAGCACAGGCAGAGGCCAUUUUGUGAGUUUGUCAGGGUCCACUUAUCUGAGAAACAAACAGGGUACACGGAACUGUAGAACUGUCACACAUUCUCUCUCUUGGUAAAUUGUUUUAUUAUUCAAUUUUUCUUUUAUAUAUAUUUUUUGCUCCUAUGAUCUGAAUGGCUGCUAGGUUUCAGUUCUGCAUGUUUGUCCUGUAUGAAUGAGUGUCUUAGCCUUAUUACCUUUGGUAUAUACUGCCCUCCUGUGUUCUGGAUGACUUUUUAAAACUAAUCUGCUUAAUUUACUCUUAAUCUCACUUACCAGUUUUAAAAAGCGCUCUUUGCUCUGUUAUUUGCUGGGUUUGACUGAUGUCAUGCGAUACGUUGCUGUAGCUCAUUGAGGCUUUUUUGUCUUUAUUCUGAAUAUGAGAAGUAUCUCAUAGGUGUCUGUACAUAGCAGUAGCUUGUGCUUAGUGAACAUAUCACACUAUACUAUAUUGUCUUGCACAUAUGACCAUGCAUGUUCACCAGACAAGACAAUGUUAGAUUGACAGGGAACAUAGCCUGACAGGAAACCACACAACUGUCAUGGCAUUAUCCCCUGCAGCUUCCUGUCCAUGCAGAGCUGUCUGUUCAUGUGCUAAAUUGGGCCACAUUGGUGUGAAAAACUAAGGAUGACUUUUGGUGCUUUCAAGACAACCGUGAACUCUGGGGGGGAAACAAUGUCAAAUCCUGAUGUCUGUGAUCUUCCACUCUGAAAGUUGGCGCUCUAGAAAGAGGCCAGAGUUCCCGACUCUGAAUGUAUGAGUUGGAUGACCGCUCAAAACGAUUUUUCCCAGUCUGAGCUUUUAUUUUAUUUUAUUUCAUUUUUAUGAGUUCCCUAUUGUCUUGAAUGCUCUAAAGUCUGAGAUUUCUGAGUUCCCGGUUCUGAAUGCAGCAGAAAUUCACAUAUGACUGUGAUGUCCGGACGGGGCCACAAAGUGAAAUAACAUAGUGUAAAACUUUUUCUUCAGUGACAUCACAUUUGAGAACAUAAACAUCUCUUUUUUUUUUUUUAUAAAUAAAUGCCUCCAUCUUAUGGGUUCCUUGUUUCGACUGCAUCAUGCGAUUCUGAGCAGAGAUGUUGGAUUCAUGAAGAUUGUUCACUCAGGCCGUUUACCAUUGAAAAAUGGUCAGUUUCAGUCUGCUUAACAGGGUGGAUCUCCCAUAGACACCAAUACGAUAGAUAGCAGCUGGGUCUGGUCUACUUCAUUGACUAAUGUAACCAGAAAAAAAUGAGGGAGUGGGAUGUCUCGCUUCUUCUUCCAUCUCUGAUUCUGAGCACCAGGACCUAGUAAUAUGAGUGGUGGGCACUAACAGGGAAUGUUGUUUUGACCUGGGGCAUGUUCAGGGAAUUGCCUAUGCAGUGAGUUCAGCCCUACAGUGCCCUGAAACUCAGAGUAGCUCCUCCUGGUGGGAGAAGAGAGGUAGGAAAUGCUUGAGUCAGUUCAGCCAGACCCAGUAAAGGCUUGAGAUAUUAGAUAUCACACAAUUGUCAAUAAACACGUUUCCCCCAGUUAUUUCUUCUGUAUAGCUUUUACUCAAUCUUUAGGAUGUGGGCGUGGCUUCGGGAUGAAACAGCUGUGCUAUAGGCAUUUUUAGGUUUGAAUGUGACACCUGCUUGGGCCAACAAACUCAAUAGACAAGAUUUCCAUUUCUAUUUUCUUCAUUCUUGCUUAAGAAUGAGACUAAAGCCAUUGAAAUACGUCAUUUGGGAAGUAUCCAAUGCCACAACACUUGAAUGACACAAUGUAUGUGAUGGAAAGUUUACUGUGAAUUAGAGCAUGCUGUGCAGAAUAGGAAAUAAACAGGAAAGAGAUGUUACUUUUUGAUAAGUAAAGCCUUAGAAAUAAAUAGCUAAAAACCAUGGCCUAACAUUUAUUGCUUUUUUUUUUUUUUUAACAUCUUUUUUUUUUGUGCACAUACCUUUCUACCUGUUCCAGCCUAUCCCCUGUGAAAGGAAAUAAUCCUUCUGCUUUAUUCCACUUUGUCCCAGUGGUGGAUAUGAGUGGCUUCACUCAGCCAGCAGUUUCUUUACCCACUCACCCUUCACUCCCUCCUGAACGGUUUUCAUCUUUUCAUUGCAAUUUCUGAAGCUGUAAGGUUAUCUAUUUGCCUUUUUACAUUUUGUAAGGGUCCUCGAGACCACCCAGAAUGCUUUGUAACCAAGAACAUCAUAUCAAAUAACACUGUGUCCAUAUGGUCUGUUAUGUGCGUGCAGUGUGCCAAGGUACAACGGCGUUAUCCUGUGAAUAAACGUUCUUUGUAAAGAGAAACAAAAAGAAAGAAGGUACACUUUUCCACCCUGGUGCCAGGAGGUUCAGGUCUAUGAGAGCUGUAUGACUGUAUCUGUUCUGAGUUUAGUUUUGUGCAGAAUUGGAUGUAGACUUUACAUUUAUUUUUCAAUGCAGGUGUCACUGUUGUCAAUGUAUAUGUAUGCGUUUAAAAACAAAAAUAUUCUAUAUAACUUGACCUGUGGAUGGUGGCCUUACAAGCAAAAGGACGUUUUGGCUGUUUCACCUCGACUCUCCUCCCUUCUUCUUUUGGAUUAUUACUCCAGUUAAAUUGUUGUAGAAGAACAUAAUUAUAAAUAAUGUGAUUUGUCCCCCACACACACACACAAUCAAAUAUAUUUUGUUCGAUCAAUUUCUUUCCAUAGUUUUUUUUUAUUUUUUAAAUGUUUUUGAAAAAAUAAAUGAAGAUGCUGUUGUUGAUAGAAGUGAA
Coregonus clupeaformis (lake whitefish) is the source of this 3991-nucleotide messenger RNA. Its product is annotated as LIM domain-containing protein 2. Gene Ontology annotation, molecular function: actin filament binding. Gene Ontology annotation, biological process: actin filament bundle assembly. The record is from RefSeq and is a predicted model, not a curated record. Gene Ontology annotation, cellular component: plasma membrane; actin cytoskeleton. The coding region runs from base 156 to 536 and encodes 126 amino acids. The transcript is spliced from 4 exons. NCBI's taxonomy places the organism in Eukaryota, Metazoa, Chordata, Actinopteri, Salmoniformes, Salmonidae.